Messenger RNA from Trichoderma aggressivum f. europaeum, 525 nucleotides. RefSeq lists its product as uncharacterized. The coding region runs from base 1 to 525 and encodes 174 amino acids. Gene Ontology annotation, biological process: protein targeting; tRNA import into mitochondrion; protein import into mitochondrial matrix. Gene Ontology annotation, cellular component: mitochondrial outer membrane translocase complex; mitochondrial outer membrane. The transcript has 4 exons. Lineage: Eukaryota; Fungi; Ascomycota; Sordariomycetes; Hypocreales; Hypocreaceae. The record is from RefSeq and is a predicted model, not a curated record. Gene Ontology annotation, molecular function: transmembrane protein transporter activity.
AUGGUCAACUCAAGCACCGUGGUGACGGCAUCAGUCGCAACCGUUGCGACAGGCCUCGUUGCCUAUGCCGUGUACUUUGACUACAAGCGACGAAAAGACUCCGAAUUCCGCCGCAACCUGAGAAGAAACGAGCGCAAGCAGGUCCGGGCCGCCAAGGAAGAAGCAGAAGCCUCCACACAGCGACUACGCGGCCUCAUCAAGGCCAAGGUGGAUGAAGCCAAAGAGGAGGGUUUCCCUGUGGGCGUGGAGGAGCGAGAAGCCUUCUUCAACGAACAGGUCAUGACGGGCGAGAUGCUGAGCCAGGAUCCUUCUAAGAUGAUCGAUUCCGCGCUCGCUUUCUACAAGGGUCUCAAGGUCUACCCUGCUCCCGGCGACCUCAUCAAGAUCUACGACAGCACCGUUCCCAAGCCUAUACUAGACAUCCUGGCCGAUAUGAUUGCAUACGACGGCGACAUUAGCAUUCGCACUCGUCCCUCAUCCGCAGGCAUCAACCUGGGCGACAUCCCCAGCGUUGGCCUCGACUAA